AUGUAUUGCGACAUAAUAUUUAUUUGUAUUUUCCUACACAUUACUGUAUAUCUAAUUCUCUUCAUAUCUAUCUAUCUAUCUAUCUAUCUAUCUAUCUAUCUAUCUAUCUAUCUAUCUCAUUUAUUCAUCUCACUGUAUAGACUCGCUUGUUUCUAUCUAUCUAUCUAUCUAUCUAUCUAUCUAUCUAUCUAUCUAUCUAUCUAUCUAUCUAUAUUUCCUUGUUUGUCUUUCGAAUUGUUUUCUGAUUUUCUUGAUUUGUUUUUUUUUCUUUCAGUUCCUUGUUUGUCUUUCGAAUUGUUUUCUGAUUUUCUUGAUUUGUUUUUUUUCUUUCAGUUCCUUGUUUGUCUUGAAAAUUUUCCUUGUUUAUCUUUCGAAUUGUUUUCUGAUUUUCUUGAUUUGUUUUUUUUUCUUUCAGUUCCUUGUUUGUCUUUCGAAUUGUUUUCUGAUUUUCUUGAUUUGUUUUUUUUUCUUUCAGUUCCUUGUUUGUCUUUCGAAUUGUUUUCUGAUUUUCUUGAUUUGUUUUUUUUUCUUUCAGUUCCUUGUUUGUCUUUCGAAUUGUUUUCUGAUUUUCUUGAUUUGUUUUUUUUUUCUUUCAGUUCCUUGUUUGUCUUUCGAAUUUCUUUCCCUUUUUUAAUAAUUUUCUUUUCUUUUUCUUUUCCGGAUUUUCCUUUUUUUUUCGUCUUUUUCUUUAAGGGGUUUUUUUAUUUUUUAAAAGACCCCAUUUUUUUUUUUUUUUCUUUCUUCUUAAAUCUUUUCACCCAUUUUUUUAAUAAUUUUCUUUCUUUUUCAAAAUUUUUUCUUCUUCUAGUUUUCAUUCUUUUAAUAAUUUUUUUCUUUUUUUCUUUCUUCUUCUAUCUUGAACCCCUUUUUUUAUUAAAUUUUCUUUUUUUUCUUCUUCUAGUCUUUCACCCUCUUUUUUUUAAAAUUUUUUUUUUUAUUUCUUCUUCUAGUCUUUUCCCUCUUUUAAUAAUUUUCUUUCUUUUUUCUUUCUUCUUCUAUCUUUCACCCUCUUUUAAUAAUUUUCUUUUUUUUUUUCUUUCUUCUUCUAGUCUUUCACCCUCUUUUAAUAAUUUUCUUUCUUUUUUUCUUUCUUCUUCUAGUCUUUCACCCUCUUUUAAUAAUUUUCUUUCUUUUUUUCUUUCUUCUUCUAGUCUUUCACCCUCUUUUAAUAAUUUUCUUUCUUUUUUUCUUUUAACUUUUAUUUUAUUUUUCAUUCACAUUUAUUUUUUUCUUUCACUCAUUGUGUUUUUAAAUUUUUUUGAAUUAAUUUAUUAA
Molecule: messenger RNA, 1275 nt
Organism: Acanthosepion pharaonis
Lineage: Eukaryota; Metazoa; Mollusca; Cephalopoda; Sepiida; Sepiidae
Source: the annotation of a GenBank genome assembly